This is a messenger RNA of Scomber scombrus (Atlantic mackerel), 2056 nucleotides long. RefSeq lists its product as uncharacterized. The transcript has 4 exons. NCBI's taxonomy places the organism in Eukaryota, Metazoa, Chordata, Actinopteri, Scombriformes, Scombridae. The record is from RefSeq and is a predicted model, not a curated record. Bases 45 to 1343 code for a protein of 432 amino acids. Gene Ontology annotation, biological process: Notch signaling pathway; protein ubiquitination.
UGAGACAGAAGAACUAUUGUGGAGUCGUAGACGGGGUCUGCAGUAUGGAGUUUUUUCAAGACAUGACUGUCAGCAUUGAUGGCGCUGUUUGCAAAGAUCCUGGAAGAUUAAUGAAGAUUCUUGAACCUUACAGUCCUGAGAAAAAUGGUUCCUUCUACAACGUGAGAGGAACAUAUGAGGAAAUGAAAAAUCUUGAAGUCACACUGUCAGCAUUGAGGCCAUUUUCCAAUUCUGCCACACAUGAACCAGCCAAUCAGCUGGGUGAACAGGCUCCAAUGCCUGUUAAACCAGUGGAUGUAUCCUGGAUUGCUAUGUCCUACAUUGAGCAGCAAUGCGCAAAAGAGCUUAGCAAAAUUCUAGGGAACAAUUUUUACAUUGAAAAACAGCCUGACAUGAAAACAGUGAAAAACAACCCCACUAGCACAGUACAUUUGAUUGUCAGACAACACCAUGACUCCACAUACCAUGUUCCUGCUGACUGUGUCAGACAACGAUUCAUCACUUUUUACCAGAGGACUGUCUCUGACCUGGAGGUCACAUCUCUCUCUGUGGGUUCACAUGACCACAAAGAGCUGCAGAAGAGAUUUCCACAGCUCCUUUUUGAACCCAGCCACAAGAAAUAUGAAGUAACAGUGACCGGCCCUUUUGUGCACAUUGCUAGAUUAAAAGAGUUUAUUUUACAAAAUACACUAAGCUCGAGGAAGACUCAAUUGCACAGAGGUCCAGCUGUCUCUCCAAAGAGUUGUAACUCAGGCACCUUACCCACACAUAGCAAAGAUCCUGAAGAUGAAUCAUGUCCAAUCUGUAUGGAACCAAUUGUCACAACAGAGAAAAAGACUCUGCGGUGCAAGCACUCAUUCUGCACACAAUGCCUGAAAACAGCUUUUGAGUAUAAGCCAGUCUGCCCGACAUGUGGAGAGAUAUACAGCCCUUUGAGAGGGACACAACCAGAUGGAGGCAGAAUGGAUGUCACCCAGAAGUCUUCAUCUUUGCCUGGAUAUGAGAGAUAUGGAACAAUAAUCAUCCAUUAUACUAUUCCAAGUGGCAUCCAAAAGAUGGAGCAUCCCAACCCUGGUCAGCCAUAUGAAGGGGCAUCUCGUACAGCCUACCUGCCAGACUCCUCAGAGGGCGGGAGGGUCCUGAAACUACUGAGACAAGCCUUUGAUCAGAGACUCAUCUUCACUGUUGGUCACUCCACCACUAGUGGCAGGAACAAUGUUGUCACAUGGAAUGAUAUUCACCACAAAACUGGGACACAUGGAGGACCAACUCACUAUGGAUACCCGGAUCCUGAUUAUCUUAACCGAGUUCAAGAUGAGCUGAAAGCCAAGGGAAUCAAAUGAGUCACAUUAAGGCUUGAACUUUGCUACGGUGACAUUUUAAAUAACACAAUUAUCUCAAAAAGUAUGUUUGUAUGUAUACAAACACCAUCACACUUUCAAAAGUGCACACACAAUUAAAUGUAAGGCAUUAUGCUAUAAUGGACUACAAACAGGAGGGAUAAUGUCCUUUUAAUGUAAUUUGAUGUACUAUAAUAAGUCCACCAUACAAAGAUCCUUAUUGAUAAUGUUCUUUAUUGUUCCUUAAUGGGUAUUCUGCUAGGGUUUUUGUUUGUUAAAUUGUGUUAUUAUUUAUGUUCAGAUAAUGUGUCAGUAAUUAAACUAGAUAUAAAAUAAUAUAAAAUAUAUCUUAUACAAUAAAUUCUUUGGUCUGUUGAAGCUUUACUAAACUUCCUGACUAUCCUGGACUAUCUUAUUUGUAUAGAGAAUUUCACAAAUAGCUUGUGUUUCCAGUGUUAAAGUAUUUGUAUUUGGUCUAAGCACAGAAGCACUGGUAAAAUGAGAUGUUGUUUGGUGUGAAGGAUUUAAGUAUUACUAAACCUUCUGGUUGAAGCAGCUACCAACAGGCCACAACACAGACUGAAUGCUUUGAUGGCAAAAAAAAGAAAGGAUCUUCUUCUCUUGUCACCACUGUGCAUUUAGCUUGGUGUUGGUUUCAGUAAGGACGUACUCACACUAGGCAAUCGUACCGUGCCCAAGCACGUUUGCCCCCUAAA